AUGGCGAAUACCCACAAAAGAGGCAAGUCCUUCCUCCUCCUCCUGCAUCUCUCUCUGCUCUUCUUCCUCCUCUCUUCGCCGCUCGUAACCCACUCUAGCGAGGAAGAAUCCGGAGCGGGACUCGAGCCCGAACCCGGAAAUGAAUCCACUCACCACCAGGAAGUAGUGUUGCAGAGAAUGGAAGAAUUAGUGAAAAGUUUAGGAGAAAUAGUAUCUAGGUUAGAGCCUUUGUUGUCCCAAUCGCCUCCGCCGCAGGGGGGAGGUACUAGCGAUGGUAAGUCUAGGGUUGGGGAGAAAUUGAAAUCAGUGUCAGUGACAAAGUACAGUCCACUCUGGUCAGAGAGGUUUCAAUUCUUCUCGGCAGUGAAACUCGAUUCGCAGGCGACUUGCGUCAACGUGUUGCCAUUUCGAGGUUACGAAGGUGUCAGCAAGUACGUUGCAGUUGGGGACGAUCGCGGUAAGGUUUAUGUCUUCCUGAGGAAUGGAGAUGUUCUUGCCGAGUUCGACACUACGGUGGAUUCCCCUGUAACCGCCAUUGUCUCCUACCUUGCGAUGUACAAGAACGAGAGCGUCCUAGUGACAGGGCACCACAAUGGCGAGAUCUCUCGUCACAAGAUUGUGGAGAGAACCACAAAUGGCGUGGAUGAUUACACGUCCUUGGAAACUGUCGCCGUCGGUGGUAAGUUUGAAGGGGAUAGGGGUAAUUUGGCCGUGACAGUUCUGGAAGUCCACCAUGUCGGCAGAUCGAGGUACAUUCUGAGUUCGGAUGGUGGUGGGACGAUCAGGGUUUACAAAGAGGGCGGAAAGUUCCAUGGAUCAGUCAAGCCAUCGAGCAGGCCACUUGCGUUCUUGAAACAGCGGCUGAUGUUCUUGACGGAGACUGGGGCCGGUUCGUUGGACUUGAGAAGCAUGAAGAUCAGGGAAUCAGAAUGUGAAGGGUUGAACCAUUCCUUAGUAAGAAACUACGUGUUCGAUGUGACCGAACGGUCCAAGGCCUAUGGUUUUACUUCCGGUGGGGAUUUGAUUCACGUUUUGUUGUUGGGGGAUGUCUCUAAUUUCAAAUGCAGGGUGAGGUCCAAGAGGAAGAUGGACAUUGAUGAAGAUGAAACCCUAGCUAUGAAUGCCAUCAAGGGCUACCUUCUAAUCGUCAGCCAACACAAUGUGUAUGUCUACAAUGUCUCCUCUCAUCACUAUGUCAGAAUGGUGGGUCCACGAUUGAUCUUCUCGGCUGGUUUGGACGAGAUCAAAUCAUCAUUUCUCAGCCAUCAAACCGGGGUCGAGUCGAGUGGAGUGCCAUUGAUCGCCAGUGACAGAGAGAAGCUAGUGGUGGUCGGGCUAGGAGAUGGUUACGUGGGGAUGUACCGUUCGAGCCUACCAGUUUUCAAGGGCGAGUUCAACACUAUGACUUGGAUGAGUCCUGUCUUGAUAUUCAUACUCUUUCUAUUUGGGGCAUGGCAGUUCUUCGCGAAGAAGAAGGAAGCUUUGACGUCGUGGGGGCCUGAUGAUCCAUUCGUGGGGACUACCAACGCCACAUCAUCAUCAUCUGCAGGGAACUCAGCUCCGGCAUUGGAGACCUCUUCGAGGAACAGCGGUGGGAUCAUGGACUUGAGGACUGGUGCAGGUGAAGGGAUGAGAGGGGCGACGAGGAGGUAUGCUUCACCGCCGAGGUAUUCUGGUGGCGCAGGGACGACGAGUGGUUCGUUUAGGCCAAGUGCUGUCGAUGCUGGUAACGCUUCUAGGCCGAGUUCAGUUGAACCUUCAGGUUAUAGAAGUUCGCCGUCGGAGCUGAAAUAUCGAGCCUCGCAUAUGGAGCCACCUGGGUUUCCCAAGAGGCGGGAGAACUUGUUUGCGAACAACCAGGUCGUGGAUGAUGGGAACUGA
This is a messenger RNA of Linum tenue, 1881 nucleotides long. The record is from the annotation of a GenBank genome assembly. NCBI's taxonomy places the organism in Eukaryota, Viridiplantae, Streptophyta, Magnoliopsida, Malpighiales, Linaceae.